Molecule: messenger RNA, 1907 nt
Organism: Fomitiporia mediterranea MF3/22
Lineage: Eukaryota; Fungi; Basidiomycota; Agaricomycetes; Hymenochaetales; Hymenochaetaceae
Exons: 7
Coding region: 1591-1785 (64 amino acids)
Source: RefSeq, a predicted model, not a curated record
UAAGGAGACGACAUUCAUGAUGAGCGAGCUAAUGAAAGGCGCCGAAUAUGGAACGUUGCAGCGUGUUUGAGUCGUUUGGUUCGUGUGCUAAGCCACAUUGAUGUAACUCCGCUGAGUCCGCUGAGUCUGACCGACAACCUGCGUCUCACCACAACGACCGUAUACUUACCUAUAUAUUUACGGCAUCCACCGCCAUCCACGAAGCCGACGCCUAGGUGGCUCAAGAUGCGCCGAUUUACGGGACGCGGGAAGGGCUUUAGGCUUUACACUUUGCGUCCCAUGAGCUGACAGCAUGCCGUCAUUGAAAGACUGGCAGUCAAGCGGCUCGUUAUAACGUGAACGCCGCAAUGAAUAGCAGUACGCUUCUCAACAAGUCGUCGUCGAGUCAUUAUACUACGAGUGCCCACGAAAAGUUUUCGGUCUGGCUCUAGUUCUCUCUAAGAGCUCAGAGCCUAUGGUGUAGAACAGGGAGUGUGAAACGUACCGGACGUUGGAGAGAAGGAACGACCAUUCGAGCUUCGAAGCCAAGAAUUUUAGCGUCCGGAAAAUUCAUCGUAGACAAAAUGCCCUGUCCCCCAUGUCCUCCUAGGUCAUUAAGUCUGCGAAUCAUCAUUGAUUCUCGCCCAUCUGGCACAAGUUGAUUUGUCGUUGGGGAAAUGUACAUGCGCACUGUAGACAGUACUGAGGAUGUGGACGUUCAGGCCAUUUUGUAUUGUCCAUGUCAUAAGAAGAGCACCAUCUUCGAAAUACACAAUUGCCCGGUAUUGGGCUCUUCAGGAGUGGAAUUUUCUGCAGUAGCCUUAUUAACACGGCAUUCGAGUCAAGUCAAAACCUGUCUUGGGUCUAAGCCAUUCAGUGUUCUGCAUAAGUAUUAAUAAAUGUUCUUUCACUCUACAGCUCAACUGUAUGCGACGUAGACAGCGGCACAUCCCGUUGAAUGGAAGCAUGAACGCAGACAAGCACAGGAAAGCACCAAUACGGACCGAGGGCCUUUUUUCCAAGUUGUCAGCGAGUCGAACACGCCCCACAAUCAGGGAUUCGCAGAGAAGUAACGGAUGUACUGAUAUACUCUGGGUCUGUUUUCGGUUUGGCUCAUCUUUGGCCCGCUGUUGCAAGUAGUAUGUCUCCAAGUGCCUAUACUAUGAAAUCCGCUGUCAGAAUGUCCACAGGCAAGCUUUUACAGGUUUACGGAAGUCCACUCACAAAGAGAAAUUGUGAUUUUUUUGCGUAUUCUACCGUUCAGUCGUUCUCCCUUGAUAUCUGGCGAGACAAGCGUCUCCGAAUGGCGCUGUCACUCGGCUUCUGACGCCAAUAGCUCGCAUUCGCCGCGGUAUACGUCUUCUCUCUGGUCCGUUUUGAACGUACCCCGAAGUCAAAGUGCUCCCGUCCCGUCGUGCAACGUUGCACGUUAUGCCACCUUCCGCUAACUGGAGUGUGAACGCGUGAUCGCGCACAGUUCAGCUGUCGCUCUCUUCAGUGGACCCUUGUGUAGGGAAUGGAACGCCAUUUGUCUUCUUGUCGCACGAUGAGAAGUGGUGGCGGUUGCAAGACAUUGGAAUGUGAAAACGGGAAUGUUGGCGGACCGCCAAAAUGACGGAGCCAUCAGCUUCACGUAACGACUUCCUGAGCUAUAGUAACGAAUCAGGCUAUAUUUCAUGUCGUGCAGAUACCACAAAGAUUCGGAAAGCCUCUUUUAGCCUAGCACGGGCUGUCCUAAUCAAUGUUUUGCAGCUCGCGUGUCUCAGUGAUCGGGCUACUUUGCAUCCUGCAAAGAUAUUCCAUUGAAUCGGGCGUUCGGUCUUUCAGAACAGACGAAUCAUGUGUCACUGCCCAAUGGCUAACUAUUACUUCUCUUUAUUCAAGAGUUAGCAUAGUAACUCAUGACAUAUUUCAUUUCACCGUAUUGG